Molecule: messenger RNA, 2831 nt
Organism: Verruconis gallopava
Lineage: Eukaryota; Fungi; Ascomycota; Dothideomycetes; Venturiales; Sympoventuriaceae
Exons: 3
Coding region: 551-2596 (681 amino acids)
Source: RefSeq, a predicted model, not a curated record
GUUGGUGAUCGUUCAACCAACCACCUAUCAUAACAACAAGAAAACCUGAACCAGUUCGACAACUCUCAAAGUCCGACAUACUACCCAUAAACGAGUCCAAGACAAAUCUUAGCCGCUGCUUGCACCUGUCCUCCAGAUUUACAGUUUAAGGGCAUUCGGUCACUCAUGCUGACUGCUCGCGCAGCCGCCGAGCUUUACUGACAUGGCUGCGAAAGGCGCGCGAGAGCAGCGUCCGCAAUCGAUUCGAAGCCGACGACGCGAAGGCAUAAGCUCUCCAACUAAUCAGAUACACCAGGAAAUAGCGGGUAUAGGCCAGCACUCUUAUAGAGAGAUGGAUGCUAAUGCUUGAGUUUUAGCUGCAACGGACCAUCUGAAUCCAACUAUUGAUCCACUCGCGCGCAAAGGGAAAUCACUUAAGGAAUCGUCCAAUAUUCUGAAGCGAUCGAGUUCUAAGCGACAACAAUUAAAGGGUGGUAGCGACGGCGAAAUCUCGCCUCAGACAGUACCUGUUGAAGGCAGUAUUCCGGAAGAGGAGCUGUUAAACAGUGUAAUGAGGGUGACGAGGAAGCUCCGGAGUGCUAGCGUGGAUAGUACCAAAGCGAGGGAAACGAGAGCUAGAUUGGCCAGCGAAGUCACCCACCCCGGACAGCAGAGAAAAGGAAGUAAAUGGAAAGCAUCAGAUGAUGGAAUUCUUUUAAUUAUGGCAAAAAAUGGAGCAAAAUGGAGCGAGAUACGCACUAGCUUAUCGCGAUUCUCAAUACGGGAACUCAAAGACCGGCUGAAUCAUCUGGAACAGCACGUACGUUCACGACCAGGCAGUAGGUGGUCUCCAGAGGAAGACUACAUCCUGCUCAGCAUGCGGACAGCUCAUGCAGACUGGAGUGAUGUCCAUGCCAUACUUCUGCAUCGAACGGAGAAGUCUAUCGAGCAGCGUUAUCGUGAUCUGACUACAGGUGCAACGAAGAGAAAAGCGCUUGAAGAUCAUGUAGACGAACUACCGAGAAAGAAAAUAAAGGAUUCAGCGGCUAGCAAGACACAACAAGUAGCGGCUCGUAAUUUCGACGUAGCACAUGACUUUACCACUUCUGGUCGCUUGCGGAACAGUCAAGUAAGGAAUGAAAUAGGGAGUAUGAUCCGAGAAAAAUUCAUGCCAAAGAGAGUUACCAUAUUUGCCAAACAUGCCAGAACUCCCCGUGGACAGGCGGCACUUGUUCCCGCACAGCAGAAUGCCAAGGGUAUCCAUGAGCCACAAGAUACCAGUGAAGACUGGGCUGUUCCGGACAAUGAUGAAGAUCAGCCAACAUCGAUUCAUGGUGAUGGCAGUUUUGGAAGUUCAAGUCCUUAUCAAAGCGAACAAGUCUCAGAUGCUUUCGAAGACGAUAGAAAAACCGACUGUGAGAUAGUCAUACCGAAAGAAGCAGCUGACUUGUUUGGGCAAACAGAGCCACUUAUCAAAAUUCUUAAAGCUGCUAAGGAGCACAUGUCGCAAACCUUCAAAGGUGAUUUCAUAAGUCGUAGCAAACGGGAGCUCCCAGAAGUGCAGGCUGUUCGAUUUAACAAACAAAAGAUUAUAGAUCUUUAUAAUAGCUUGGCCACGUCAACGGAACCCGGAAGAGUCCGAAUAGACAUCGAAAGUGCUCUGGAGGAGCUUGAAAACCAAGUCAGUCACUUUGAGCUUCGCUCUCCUGAAAACUUCGGCACAAUGGUCCAACUAGCACGCCAAGUCAACAUACUCAUGUUUAUUGAUCUACUGUGUGUGCUCAGCACCGCUCUAAACUUAUACGCCAAGACUAAGUUCCAUGAAUACGAAGACCAGAUUUGGCAGCUUCACUGCUGCAUACGAAUUUGCCGGAUUAUCGUCAAUUUGUACACGAAGUCCCGUUCCAACGAAUGGAAGUCAAUUAAAAUAAGCGGCAUCAAAAACAUUCGAAACUCUAUGCUAGCGCCUCUUGUCAAAGUGUUAAAGAGUUUCCAGAACGAAAUGAAAAGGCUGCAGUCCUUGCGUAUGCAAUUGGACAUGGCUGCGAGUCAGAAGCAGAAUGCAACCGAAGAUGAGGACGAGAGAUGCCUUGGAAGUGAGUAUGAUGCAAAGUAUCGUCGCCUUACGAGAUUGUUCCUACUUCGUGCCAAAGUUGCAAGAGUGCGCAAUAUCGCGCACAGCAAAUACAGCAUACAUUUGAAGAGUUACACCGAAUGGCGAGAGGAUCGCGAACCGUACAAUCAAGCACCAGAGCUUGACGCAAAUGGCGAACCGAUGGAACGACUGCCGAUCUUUGUUGAACGACCGGCAGGUCGGCGUCCACCACGGUUGGCUACGUCGCACGACGAGGGAAGGACUUGGACAGGAGCUGAAACAAUUGCGCUGUUAAAAGGCUUGAGAAAGUAUUAUGGACCCAGGGUCUUUGACAACAUCUUCUUGCAUUUUUGCCAACCUGGAAAAGUUCUAAGUGAUCGAACCGUGCCGCAGAUUCUUCGGCAAACUGCGGCUGUUCGAGAAGGGUAUUUAGAGCAAGCAGAACGAGAGUGCCAAGACAUGAGUCAGUGCCCUACAUGGUUGAUGGACAUUCAUGACCUAGAUCUUCUUGACUUGCUCUGACAGCUUUGAUCAAAUCACUUACUUCUUCAUCUGGGCCUCUUUUCGUGCUCGUUUAUCAAGCUUCGCUCACGAUACCGCUGAGAAGCUUUUCUCAACUCUCAAAUGUUUCAUUGUUGUCACUGCAUUGGCUCGUCAUGAAUUGGACAACGAAGAUUUUGAAUAUGUAAGCUAGCCACUAGUAUUGGCGGAAUUUAUCGACGAUUUGACGCUGCAAAAAUCAACCAAUCUUAACGCC